This is a messenger RNA of Gasterosteus aculeatus aculeatus (three-spined stickleback), 1956 nucleotides long. The record is from RefSeq and is a predicted model, not a curated record. Lineage: Eukaryota; Metazoa; Chordata; Actinopteri; Perciformes; Gasterosteidae.
AACUUGCCAGAACAGUGUAUAUAGGAUAUCAUCUCGUUUUGCAUGACUUUAGUUCAGUUUAGUUCAUUUAGUAGCUGCUCUGGAGCUAUAUAGAUAUAGAAUAUAUAAAACUGGGGAGGGAAAGAUGUGUAGAGAUAUGUAGAGAGAAAUAUAUUUACAUUUACAAUCUAUAAUUUAGAUAAGGUGGUCUUAGUUUUGCCUACUUCUACUGUAUGUUUUCACACUUUAACAAUGCUCAACAUAAAAUUCAGUUUUCUUCUUUGUGUUCUAAAUUGGCGGUGUUAUUCCCUGUUUCGGGCCUAAAUAUAUCUACGAACUACAAGCAAUUCCUGAGCCACCAUCGCUUUUGCGAAACACGUUGUACAGUAACAUGUGUGAUAAUAUAAAUACCACAGAUGCUGAGGGCUACUGAAGCCGUCGUAUCUGUCAACCAAUCACAGAGCCAGAAAUAAUAUUCGUCCAAUCACGAUACAGCUACGCAACAAGACUUCCGGGUUGAGUUCCCAUGCUCGAUUUGUGCUUUUCAGAUCUUCACACGUUGUUUUCGCAGUUCAAGAAAAUAAAUAAAUCAUGACCAAAGACAACUCUUCGAUAAAUCCCAGCAAAAGGAAGAAACAGACUUCAAAUGUCACGGUUCAUGCGGAAGAAACAACGGACACCAAAGUAAAAAAGAAAAAAAAGCUUCAUGCAGAAGAAACAACGGACACCAAAGUAACAAAGAAAAAAAAGCUUCAUGCAGAAGAAACAACGGACACCAAAGUAAAAAAGAAAAAAAAGCUGCACGUUGAGGAGGCUCCAGAACAGAUUCCUGAUGUGACAAUCGAAACCAGCGAGAGAAAGCGGAAGAAGAAAAAGAAGGCAAAGCAAAGUGAGGUACGGAUGACGCACGUCGUGGAGGGAGAAGAGGACCUGAGCCUUGAGGAGAAACGGGUCCUGGAGAGGAAGAUGAAGAAGAUCCUGAAAAAGGAGGAGAAGAAGAGGCUUAAAGCUGCGGGGGAGACCGAACCGAAAGCUGAAGCCCCCGGACCCAUCGCUGGUCAGCAGGCCUUAGACUACCUCACCUGCUGGGCUGAGAACCGUGCCGAGUGGAGGUUUCAGAAGACCAGGCAGACGUGGUUACUGCAGCACUGCUUUGACUUUGAACAGAUUUCCGAUGAGAAGUUCUCCGUACUGCUCCAGUACCUGGAGGGUCUUUGUGGAGGUUCUAAAGACAUCACCGUCCAGAAGGCCUUGGCCCUGGUUGAAGAGUCGGGACAAGCGCCAGAGGACAAAGACGUCCAGCAGAGGGCGCGCCGAGCACGACAAGUCAUCCAGCUGCUCUCCUGAACCCACCCACCUCCGAGAUAUGAAGCCCACUAGGACGAAGUGUGAUAGCAGUUUGUUGAUCACGCUGGUCCCCAGAAGUGGGGUUAAACAUGUUUUAUAUGCAGCUUUUUGACUGGACUUCCUUUACUUUUGGUAAAGGAUGCGUUUUGAUUUAAUGACCAGUGUUGUUCUUAUUUUAACUUUAAUGUGUCCCAUGUUUUACUUCUCUAUUUCAUGCAGACAUUGUUGCCUUGCAGUCAUCAAUCGUACAAGUAACAUUAAUAGAAGUUAUAUACAAAUUUUGUGUCCUACAAAUGUAAAUAAUUCAGUCCUGUUUCAUUAUACACUGACGAGAGGAGCCGUGUAUCCCCCACAGAUGCAACAGAGGGCUCAGUGUACUGGAGUAAAAGGUUUCAGGAAUGUAUGUUGUCAAAACAUGUUUGCGCACGUCGAGGCCCAUAUUCUUAGUCACUGAUCGGAAUAACUUCAUCCACAAGAAUGCUGAACAGAGUCGGAUGUGAGUCUCCUACUCAGUACGUGAUGCUCCAACUAAAUACAGUGGAACGAUUCUUCACCUGCAACAGUUUUUAGGAUUUUCUUUGAAGUCUAAGGAAACUCUAUGAAACGUAAAUAAAUUCCACAACCACUGGC